Messenger RNA from Mangifera indica (mango), 1890 nucleotides. Its product is annotated as pectinesterase QRT1-like. Lineage: Eukaryota; Viridiplantae; Streptophyta; Magnoliopsida; Sapindales; Anacardiaceae. Gene Ontology annotation, molecular function: pectinesterase activity. The coding region runs from base 285 to 1637 and encodes 450 amino acids. Gene Ontology annotation, biological process: cell wall modification. The transcript is spliced from 4 exons. The record is from RefSeq and is a predicted model, not a curated record.
AGUUCGUUCAUGUUCUUCUCCUUGUUCAUUUUGAUCCUUCUUGGAAAGUCUAAUCUUUUUCAGUUUUCCUUCAGCUUUAAAAGGAGCAAAAAAAACUGCUGUCUUGCUUUUAAAUGUUUCUUUUAACUUGUCAUCCACAAACCACCACCACCUUCUUCUUCUUCCUCUUCUUCUUCAUGAUCAUCAUCUAAUUAAUCACCCUUUAAUUAUCUUUCAUUUUCUUUCUUCUUGUAUUUUUACUAUGGCUUCCUAUCUCUACAACCUCAUCACAACAUUGCUUAUUCAUGUUGUUGAUGCUGUUAUUAAUAUUGUUAUUAUUCUUCACCAUGCAAGUGCUUCUGUAUUUAUUACUCUCCUUUCUUUCUCACCUUUUCACCUUCCACGCUUGUUGUAACUUCCUCCUUCUUGCUUCUUCUGUUGUGGUGCUUUCGAAUUUCAUGGACUGUUUUUGGUUUCCAGAGAGUGUUUUUCUUGUUUUUGGUCUGGUUUUUGUGGCCUUUUUGGCUGGUUUUCAGGUGGGUUUUUGUGAUGAAAGCGUCAAGUUUAUCACCUGGGAUGACAUGAGAGUUGAUAUUGAAAGAGGAGGGCUGAGUGUGGGAAUGGGAGAUAGUUUGAAUCACAGUAGAGUUCUUGUGGUUGACAAAAAUGGUGGAGGGCAUUCUGUAACAGUUCAAGGCGCCAUAGAUAUGGUCCCUGAGAACAAUCCACAAAGAGUCAAAAUCUACAUUCUUCCGGGAAUUUACAGGGAAAAAAUUACAGUGCCACAAUCUAAACCUUUUAUUUCCCUCAUUGGGAAUGACAGUGAUGUCUCUGAAACUGUAAUUACUUGGGGAGAUAAAGCAUCUGAUAAGGACAGUGAUGGCAAUGAAUUGGGCACAUAUAACUCAGCUUCAGUGACCAUUUUGUCAGAUUAUUUUUGUGCCACUGGGGUUACUUUUGAGAAUUCAGUGGUUGCAAUUCCUGGAGAAAAGGGAAUGCAGGCGGUGGCAUUGAGAAUUGGUGGUGAUAAAGCAAUGUUCUACAGAGUCAGAAUCCUGGGGACUCAGGAUACUCUCUUGGAUGACAUUGGAUCUCAUUACUUUUACCAAUGUCACAUUCAAGGCACUGUGGAUUUCAUUUUUGGGAGGGCAAGAUCUCUCUACCAGGUUCUUAAUUCUUUCCCAAGAUGCUUUCUUGGUCCAACAUUUUAUGUUUUUUUUAUGAUUCCAGGCCUUGGAAAAAUGGUGGUUGAAUCUGAAAAAACAAAUGUGCAGAAUUCUGUGAUUCAUUCCAUUGCCAAAAAUUCCGGGGCAAUUGCAGCCCACCACAGGGAUUCACCGGAUGAAGAGACAGGCUUCUCUUUUGUCAACUGUGUAAUCAAUGGAACUGGCAAAAUCUACCUGGGAAGAGCCUGGGGAAGCUAUGCAAGAAUAGUGUAUUCAUAUUCAUUCAUGGACGAUAUCAUAGUUCCCUCAGGAUGGACUGACUGGAACGUUCCUGACAGGCAAAAGACUGCUGUAUUUAGUGAAUACCAAUGUUGGGGAAAGGGCGCUGAUACAAGCCAGAGGGUGCCCUGGUUGAAGUCUUUCAGCUUUGAGGAAGCACAGCCUUAUCUGAACAUGACAUUCAUAGAUGGAAAUCAGUGGCUAAGACUAUAGUGUUCAUCUUCUUCUUCCUGUUAUUCUUUUAACCUUCUCAAUUCUUUCUUAUCCUCAGCUUAUUUUAAAGCUAAAAAUAGGCUUCGAAAGUUUGGAUAGAUACUUUUUAUAUGUUAUAGGAGUAAAAAAAUCAGCAUUGUGGGGGUGCGGUUAAACUGUACUUAACAGCCAAUAUAAUCAAAUGCAUUCAUGUUCUCUUUGAACUUGGACAUUUGCCUUGAGUUUGAGUUUGACCUUGACGUGUACAUGUCCA